Molecule: messenger RNA, 1836 nt
Organism: Candidula unifasciata
Lineage: Eukaryota; Metazoa; Mollusca; Gastropoda; Stylommatophora; Geomitridae
Source: the annotation of a GenBank genome assembly
AUGGCGGCUCUAGAGAGAUUCCUUGGCGACGACGUUGCAGAAAUUUAUAAAAACGCAAAAUUUCUUUCAGAGCAGGAGUCUAAAAAUGAUCCAGAAGACGAACCCUAUCGCUCAAAGUACAAAGCUAGGGAGCUAUAUAAAGAAAUUAGCAGUAGAAUCAAAGACAAAUUAACUGGGAUUUCAAAUGUUGAUUCCGAAGAGUUUAAGACGCUGCUCAUUCUUUCAGUUGGUGUGGAUCAGAUUAUUGGAGUAAACUUUAUGGAUACUGAAGAACUAGCUGAAGGUGAAGAUUACCUGAUGUCAUGUCUGAAACGCAUAGAAGAGAACAAGUUAAGCCAGGCGGUAACUUUGCACAUUAGUGUAUUGAAUCAUUUAGGCAUUCUUUGGAGUCAGAGAGGAAACCUGGAAAAAUCCAUGGAGUUUUUAACAAAGGCUGAACAGUUGUAUCAUAAUUAUAAGGAAAACGUAGGGGACGCACCGGAAACUUUAACAGAAUUGCUGGAACAAGUUGAGGGUAGUGAUAGUGAGAGAGCUCACCUUCGUUGUGUGUCAUUUGAGAAUACCCAUACACUUACUUUGUAUUAUUUGGCACAAGUCUACGGUAAGGUUGAUAAGAGCGAACUGUCAGCAAAAUAUUGUCACAUGACUUUGCAGAGGCAGCUGCAGGCUGGUAAUUUUAAUCCCAUUGAUUGGGCAUUGAAUGCUGCAACGUUGUCCCAGUAUUAUCUUACUGCCGAAAAGUUUCAACAUGCCAGACAUUGCUUGGCGAGUGGGUCUUUCAUAUUUGAGAGUGCAAAGAAGAACAUUGAGGAGCUGUGUGAACAAGAAGAGGAACUUCAGCGCCAGAGGGAAGCUGAUCUUGAUCGUUGUUGGAUAAAGUAUGGCCUGGGGUUGUUAGAAGCCUCACGGGAUAAAAUGUUGAGUGAGCUUCAAGAAAAUGAAGAUGAAGACCUGGAAGGCAACACCAAAGAUGGAAAAGAAAACUCCGCAUCCCACAAUGCAGACAAACAUUCCAGGAAAUCGUCUAUAAAUGGUGAGGGUUCCCCAGAACAAACAGACAAGGAUGAUAAAACAUUUCACCAAUUUCCUUUGGAACUAACUCUUUAUGAAGAACGAAUCACAGAUAAAUUAGUUAGAACUUUUGAUGAUGCCAGAAAAAUAUUCCUGUUCGUCGUCGACAAAAUCAACAGUGCUAAACAGUUUUACUCGCUCGACUCUCACGCCAGCGAUGCUGUUGAAAUUAUUCAGGAUCACAGCCGUGCUUACAAACUGCUGGCUUUCUUUGAGCUGGACAUGAGUCGGCAGUGUAAGAUGCAUAAACGUCGGAUUGACAUGCUGUCAAGUUUAUUGAAAGAGUUAAAUCCGCAGUAUUAUCUGUUGGUAUGUCGUCAGAUCAUGUUUGAGCUAGCAGAGACUUACAGCGACAUGGUAGACCUGAAAAUCACACUCAUCGAGAUGGAGAGAACUAGAGCCACAGCUUACAGCACAGCCAAAGUCAACAAACUAGUCCAGCAGAGCAUUGAGAAGUACCAGGAGUAUGUUGAUUCUCUCAAAGGAGGCAAACCAGAACUUCCAGCAGAGUUUCCGGAAAAUGAUGUCCGCCCAGCUCUUGUGGCUUUCUUCUGCAUGGGGAGACUUUAUUCUAAACUUCUGGAACCUGAAAUUGAAAAGAGGAUUGCUGCUAUUUCCAAGAGUUUAGAGUGCUACAAGUUUGUGGUUGAUUACUGUGAAGCUCAUCCUUCGGCAGCGGACUUGUUGGUUAAUGAACUCAGCAUCUGUAAAGAAAUGGUGUCACUGUUACCUCUUAAAAUGGACAGGCUGCGUGAACAGUGUUAG